Molecule: messenger RNA, 678 nt
Organism: Serendipita indica DSM 11827
Lineage: Eukaryota; Fungi; Basidiomycota; Agaricomycetes; Sebacinales; Serendipitaceae
Source: the annotation of a GenBank genome assembly
AUGUCUCAGUACGAAAACGAGUCAAAGCCUGAUCCAGCUGGCACAACUAGCGCCAUGUUGGAAUUAACCGCAGGUGCUACCCAGGAUUUUACACCUGUCAAGAGUAUUUGCGCGUUUCUGAAUGCAUAUCAUGUAUAUGCAGACGAUACGACGCGUCCUCCAGUAGAGGCAUGUCACUACUGUGCUCAUGUAGAGCCAGAGAUGCGCCAAUGCAUCAUCUAUGAUUCUCCUCGCGUAAACGCACGACUGAUUGGAAUCGAGUAUUUAAUCUCUCCGAAGCUCUAUCAAACACUUCCUCAGGAGGAGAAGAAGUUGUGGCACUCUCAUGCAUACGAGGUCAAAUCUGGGAUGUUGAUCAUGCCCAAGCCGGGUGCCGUGCCCGGUCCCGUCUGGCGAGCAGCGGAAAAUAAAGAAAUGGAAAUGCUUGUGGAUUGGUAUGGAAAGACGUAUCACCUCUGGCAGAUUGAUCGAGGAGAUCCCGUUCCGCUGGGCCAGCCGAUGCUCAUGGGAUCCUUCACAUCUGACGAGCAGCUUGACGUCGAAAACCUCGUCAAGGACCGCGACGAACGGUACUCAACCAGCACCAGCCAAAAUCGUGCGGCACGAGCAUAUAUCCCGACGCCCGAAAUCGAUCCGAACGCUGAUAACUGGUGGAAUGCCCAAGAAUUUACCACUUGA